This is a messenger RNA of Anopheles arabiensis, 1583 nucleotides long. RefSeq lists its product as uncharacterized. Lineage: Eukaryota; Metazoa; Arthropoda; Insecta; Diptera; Culicidae. The coding region runs from base 140 to 763 and encodes 207 amino acids. The transcript has 5 exons. The record is from RefSeq and is a predicted model, not a curated record.
CAGCCAAAUCUUCCACAUAUAAUUGUAGUCUAUGUUAUCACCUUGAUCGCAGCAGUGUGCAUUGUUUAUCGUUUGAAUCGUUUGCCGGCCGGUGUUUAGUAGAAGUGAAAAUUUUGGUGGUUCUCGAUUUUUUGGAAAAAUGAGCGAGCCAGAGCUUGAAAAUGACAACAACGAAGUCCGGGAUCGUUCCCGAUCUCGUUCCCGUAGUCCGCAGGCACGUCGUUUGUGGGUUCAGGACUUAUUCCUGAUCCGAAACGAAACCGGCAACCGGCUACUGACCGACAUCACGACAUCGGGUAUAUACGAGACGAUGAACCGAUUUUUAAGUAUGAAGAAGGAAUAUUUCUUACAUUUACUGUCCCUUGUUGGUCCAAAAAUUGCGAAAAUGGACACUGAUUUCCGCAAAGCAAUCACGGAACAGGAAAGGCUGCUGAUAACAGUGCGUUAUCUUGCGACUGGAGAGACAUUUACCAGUCUCCAAUACGUGUUCCGGGUGUCGAGGCAUGUUAGCAAAAAAGUUAAAGAGACGUGCGCAUGUCUUAGCGAGGCUUCAAGCUGCCAACUUCUUCGUAUACAAGCAUCGACCAUACGGUCAACAACAAAGAACAAUACGUGUCCUCUUGCUCUUACAAUGAAGCGACAUUUUUACCUCGAAUUCCUAAUGUACAAAAUCCUAGAAUUACUCCAGUGGUUCUGCAAUCUGAUGCAGUUCCACCGAAUGUUGCUAAUAUUACGAAUGUUGGAAUGCCACAAAUUGCUGUAGAAUCUAAUUACCAGCUACGACAACAAACAACUCCGAUAUUCUAUUGAUAACUUGUUCUAGACUCUUCCAUCCACUGCGAAGUAAGCGCUUCAAGAAUUGCAAUUUGGCCUCGAAUGGGUAUGUUGAAAUGGCCGAAAAAGAACGAAAACGUUUCACUUCUUCAUAUACGUGUUGCAAAUUGUGGAUGUUGAUGCUCAUAUAUUGUUCGUCGUAUACUAUGGGAAAAUCGGUAACAAAUUUAUCCAGUAGUUGUCCAGCUAGCGCCCAUUUUUCUUCAUAAACUUGCGAUGAAAGCAGUGUCACCCCACAAAACAAGAGCAUAAAAUGUUCGUACACGUUUUCUGGAAGAUGAUCUUUUAACACCACUAUAGCUGGAUAAUGCAGAAAAAAUGCACAUUCUGAUCCCUUCCAGUACUUAAUGUAUUUGAUCGGACGCUGCUUUCGGUGCACUUCAAAUGGCUGAUGGGUUUUGUCCAAUGCUGCCGAUAUCUGCGCACACUGCCUUUCAUUCCAUGCUUUUAAACCCAACUUUCCGUCUCGCCAUCCCAAAAGCAAACGCUUUACGAUUCCCAGGUCGAUCAGAUGUAACCGAUCUCCCACAAUGAUAUCUAGUAUUAUGUCUAAUUGCACCAAGUUCAAAAGUGGCGUUGAAGAAGUACGGUGUCCAGGAUAAUUGUCUUCUUCGAAACUUUUGUGAGUUCUUAGGUGCGUUGAUGCCAGGAAACGUCAUGGUCUUUGACUUCUUGUUAUAAACACCUUUCGCAGUGCAUUUCAAACAUGAAGCGUAACCGGUAUGACCUUUAACGCCUAAAAAAAUUAA